GAGCAGCUCAGCUCUGCUUUGAUUUUCAGUGUGAGACUGUAUCAGGUUGCGCUCAGGAGAGGCUGGAGGUCACAUUAUCAUCUGGUUAUGACUGAACGAUGGUCUUUGCUCAUUAUACGGAUGACAUACACUGAAGUGAAAGAGGACAUUCAUUCACACAUUUUCACUCGCUCAGUAACAUCAGACGUCACAUUCUGAGGAAGGCUACAGACUGCUGUUUUUUUGUCUUGAAGAGUUGAAGAAGGUGUCAGGUGUCAAUUAGGGUGGACUGCUUGAUAACUGAUCAGUUCUACACAGAAGGAGCAGCAGGUUGAGCUGCAAAGAGGGAGCGACAGGUGGAGCUGUGGAGAGAGCGACAGGUUGAGCUGCAGGAGAGAGUGACAGGUGGAGCUGUGGAGAGAGCGACAGGUUGAGCUGUGGAGAGAGCGACAGGUGGAGCUGUGGAGAGAGCGACAGGUUGAGCUGUGGAGAGAGCGACAGGUGGAGCUGUGGAGAGAGCGACAGGUUGAGCUGUGGAGAGAGCGACAGGUGGAGCUGUGGAGAGAGCGACAGGUGGAGCUGUGGAGAGAGCGACAGGUGGAGCUGUGGAGAGAGUGACAGGUGGAGUUGUAGAGAGAGCGACAGGUAGAGCUGCUAACAGACUGACAGGUGGAGCUGCGAAGAGAGCGACAGGUAGAGCUGUAGAUAGAGCUGCAAAGAGAGCGACAGGUAGAGCGACAGGUAGAGCUGCAGAGAGCGACAGGUAGAGCUGCAGAGAGAGUGUCGGGUGAGAGCUGAAGGUGUGUACUGUCCACUGAUCAGGUGCUUGUGAUGUGCAGCAUGUCUGACAGAGGUCACAGUGCAGUUAGAGAUGUAAUGGAACGCUGUCCUCAGGUGUUUGUGGUGGACAAUCAGGCACAGGGUCCUCACACCCCAUGUCGGGUGCCCGUCAAACUGGACACCAAGAGACUGUCUCUGAUCUACCUGCUGCUGGCUGUGGCUCUGCUGAGCAUCUUCAUAGAGGCCGGAUUCAUCUACCAUCUUUACAACAGACCUGCGGUGUCGACAGAUAUCCAAAAACUGGAAUAUAGUAAAGGAGAGAAGAAUUCAUAUCCCAGCAGUUCUCAUGAUUUGAAUGGAAAAACCCCUAAAGAUGAGAAGCCUGCAGCAUUUCUGCAAGGCUCUUCACCUCCAUCAGGAGCCAAUGGCGUGCUUCACUGGAGAUCCGACAGCUUUCCUGGGUUUUUUAGGGGCCUGGAUUUUAAAAACAACAGUCUUUAUUUUCAGCAGGAGGGAUACUAUUACAUCUUUUCCAAAAUCUUCCACCUGCAAAAAUGUAAUUUCUUCAAACAUCAGAUCAUGCUCUGUUCAGAGAGAUACAACUACCUGCCCAUAGAGCUCAUUCAAAACUCCAGGUAUGUCUGCAUCUCCGAGAAAACUCAGUUGAAAGAAAACAGUUACUUGGGUGGGAUCUUCCACCUGAAUAAAGGUGACAGUGUGUUUGUUCAGGUGAAUAACCGCUCGCAGGUGCCCACCAGCAACAACUACUUUGGUGCCUUCAUUAUCUAAGUACAAAUAACAAAUACACACACACACAAACACACACACACACACACACUCACAGACUCACACACACACACACACACCCCACACACACACACACUCACACACACAUACACCCACACACACACACACACACACACACACACACAAACACACUCACACACACACAACACACACACACACACACACACACACACACACUCACAGACUCACACUCACACACACACACACACACACACAGACUCACACUCACACACACACACACACACUCACACACACUCACACACACACACACACACACACACACACACACACACACACACACAAUUGUUUUCGCUCUCAGGUUCUCAAUUGGGCUUUAAAUAUCAUUAAGGUAUUUUGCUAUUUUUUUGUUUGUUUGUGUAUUACUAAAAUGUGUAUAGUGUUGUAGGCCACACUGUUCAUACAGGUAUCAGUUUAUCAACUGAUAAAUGAAAGUAUUUAUAAUGAAGGCAGAUUUUAACUGAAGGUUUUAACGAUGUUCUCAGGACAGGCCAACGCAGUUUUCUACUUGAUAUUCAUGUCAGCUCAGGGCAAGCGGUCACAUUUUUACUGGAACAAGAUGUCAUGUGUUUUAAAUGUUAUUAAUGUAAUCAAUUUAAUAAUUUCAGUAUUUUUUUAUAUAUAAAACAAUGGUUUAUUUUUUUGUACAUUACAUUUUGCUGUUGUGUUUUGUAACUGUUUUGCUGUUUAAACUUUGCUAGCAAAUGAUGUUGAUAUGAGCUAGGCUAGCUAUUAUCUUUGCUGACUGUGAUCUUUAUCUGACUCAAACUUACUGUGGUAAUCUGUCAUAUAUUUAAUCAGUGACUGAUUCCUUAUGAAAGACUAGGACUCUGACACUGAGAUUAUUUAUAAAGUCAUAAUGUAUGUGUCCGCAUCUUAACUACUGAAAUGUGCUUUUAAUGAUGUGUGAAAAUAAUAAAAAUGCUGAAUGUCAUUUCUAUUGAAUCACUUGAGAUAUCAUGCUUGCACAAUGUGUCUUCAUUUUCUCUAUCGUUUUCAACCUCUAAAAACAGUGUUGCAGAUAGCAAGACAGUGAUGGAGAGAUAGACAGAACAGUGGAGGGAGAGACAGGAUGUGGUGAGACAAGGUGGAAUAAGUUAGAAAUGGGACACACACACACAUCGGUUUAUUUUUGAGGGAGGUUGUUGCAUUUUCCUGACUCAGCGCAUUUAUGCAUUCACGACGGAAGUUUCCAAAAACCUGCAGUGACCACAAACAAAUGAAACAACUCGCUUUUUAUGUUCUGGCCUGUUUCUUUCCAUCUAAAAAAGUUAGAAAGAUAGACUGAGUUAAAGCAAUAAGAAAGUGUUUUUUUCAGCUCACUUUUAACACUGUGAUCCUGACGCCGUUGUGAAUAUAACGUAACGACAGGUGUCAGUAGUGAUUACUAGCGCUGUGAAACUCUGGACUCAGAGAUUGAUUUAUGAA
Myxocyprinus asiaticus (Chinese sucker) is the source of this 3012-nucleotide messenger RNA. Its product is annotated as tumor necrosis factor ligand superfamily member 14-like. Bases 811 to 1548 code for a protein of 245 amino acids. The record is from RefSeq and is a predicted model, not a curated record. Gene Ontology annotation, biological process: immune response. The transcript is spliced from 7 exons. NCBI's taxonomy places the organism in Eukaryota, Metazoa, Chordata, Actinopteri, Cypriniformes, Catostomidae. Gene Ontology annotation, molecular function: tumor necrosis factor receptor binding. Gene Ontology annotation, cellular component: membrane.